Messenger RNA from Parastagonospora nodorum SN15, 1131 nucleotides. RefSeq lists its product as hypothetical. The coding region runs from base 1 to 1131 and encodes 376 amino acids. Lineage: Eukaryota; Fungi; Ascomycota; Dothideomycetes; Pleosporales; Phaeosphaeriaceae. The record is from RefSeq and is a predicted model, not a curated record. The transcript has 3 exons.
AUGAAUGAUCUAUACCGACCACAUGCCAGCAACGAUCCUUGGGGCCCAAUCAUCUCGCCCAACUUCAAAGAUCCCGCGACCACCAACUCCGAUGUCCUCGUUUCUUCGAUUCCCUGGGCAUUAACGCUUGUCAACUUCAUUAUCGCGAUAUGGCAGGGUUACAAGCAGACCAAGGCGGCGAGGGAUCCGUUGCGGAGCAGCUAUGUGUGGAUGAUCUGGGUUGCGAUGAUGAUUAUCAUUAAUCGUAUCCGAGUCAUCGACAUCAAUCGAGAGCGUUCGAACCACAUCUUCCUUGGAGUCACCACAUACAUCUCCAUGGUAAUCAUCACUGCAUUUGUCCUGUGGCUGCCAGCCCAGAUGCAAAUCAGCGACAGAUGGACAAAAAUCGGCAUUGUUUGGGACCGCACUGAGAAGAGCAUAUUCCUCGUUCUCGAUCUAGCUCUGAACUGGUACUUUUUGCGGACCGUCAGAACCAACCUCAUCACCAAUGGCAUCACAAAGUACAAGCAACUCGUCCGGUUCAACGAACGAAUCAUCGUGCUGUCACUCCUCAUGGACGUUAUGCUCAUCGCCGCUACCGCCAUGCCUAAAACCUGGGUCUACAUCCUCUUCCACCCACUCUGCUACCUGGUCAAGCUCAACAUCGAAAUGGCCAUGGCCGACCUAAUCAAACGCAUCGCCAUCACCAACUCCCGCCUUCCCGGCAUGUCUGCCGUCGCGAACGAAUACAAGAGCUCUUGCAGCCUAGACACGACGGAUUCCAAGCUCGGCGCGCACACUUCAAACCAAAGCUCUGUGGAGCUAGACGGCUUCGCCUACCAUCCCGAACCCACAAAAUGCGUCGUCAGCAUACUCAACCUCAAUCAGAUCCGGAGUACGACGGAACACACCGUCACUAGCGAAACGAAUCUGUUUGCUGGCCGCGGUUCGGAAAGGCAGACUGCAAGCGGACACAGGGAUGGAUACGGUGGGAAGCAAAAUGGGACAGGGAAAAGGGUUGAAGAGGUCGAGACGAGGAGUCUGGGUAGCUCGGCCGGGCAUGCGGAGAGCUUGCAGGAGUCCGAGAUGACGAAGCGAGUGGAGGACAGUGACGAUGAGGUUGUGCUUGUGGGGAGGAAGGUGCUUUGGUAA